ACAAAAAUGAAAUGUGAAGUGUUUAUUGUAGAAGAUAAAUAUUACAUUUAAGGAUCAUGAUUUUUGCAAAUUCUAACUAUUUUUAAUGGAUAAAGUUAUUAUUGUACAAAUUAAAAAUUUGUAAACUUAAUUACUCAGUGGGUUCGUUAACUUUUAUUGAAUCAGAUUAAAUUGAUCGUUCAAAAGGAAAUUUAACAAUGACUGCUGAGGAUGACAGUACUUGGUUGAUUGAAUUGGAGUCAGCAAUCCUAGACGGCUGUACGCCUCAAGAGAUCAAUGCAAUCACGAAAGGGAAAAAAAUACCAGAAAGCUUGAGACCGGACGUCUGGCUCGUUUGUCUCAACUGUCAUGAUAUGGGUAAUCAGUUACUUAUGUUUGAUGAGAUAUUUGAUUUAACAAAUCAGAAUGAAUUAAGGGAUAAUGUAAAAAAGUUUGUUAGGAAGCUUGAUAAUGAUGAUGAUGAAAAAUUAUCAGUUAUUUCAGAUAUUGAAUCAAUUCUCACUUUUUAUUGUAAGUCUAGAUCUAUUACUUAUGCUUCUAACAAUGGUUGGAUAGAAAUACUUUACCCCCUUCUAAGUUUAAAAUUGCCAAGAUCAGAUACUUAUAACAUGUUUGAAAGAAUCUUGAAGCUAUACAUUCCAAAUGGAUGCACGUCAAAUGGAGUACCGUUUCACAUAUUGAGGUUAAUAAUUCAGUAUCAUGAUCCUGAGCUGUGUUCAUUUUUGGAUACCAAGCGUAUAACACCUGAACAAUAUUGCAUGCCAUGGCUGAAAUCACUUUUUUCUGGAACUUGUAAUUUGGAAGUAGUGCUCUUCAUGUGGGAUUUGUAUUUCCAAAGAUCUGACCCUUUCUUUAUAUUCUUUCUUUGCUUAAUUAUGAUUAUUAAUGCUAGAGAGCAACUUUUGCAAAUGAAGAAUGAAGAUAAGGCUACAAUAGUUCAAAUACUAAGCAAAAUGCCGAGUGACCUUGAAGCCAACGAUGUCUCAGACUUUUGUUCAUUAGCACAUUAUUAUUCAUUAAAAACACCUGUGUCGUUCCGAGAAGAUGUUUUAGAAGUAUUAUUCUCGGAAAGUGGACUGGAAAUCAAUUCUAAACUAUAUUCUCAAGCUCUAUGUCUUCCUGUGGCUGUUCAUGAGUUAAUUGAAAGUGCCACGGUGGAUGUGGCUGACGCUGAUGCUGUUAAGUUCUUCCUAGUUGACUGUCGCCCUGCUGAACAGUAUAAUGCUGGACAUUUAUCAACUGCUUUUCAUCUUGAUUGCAAUCUAAUGUUACAAGAGCCUAAUGCAUUUACGACGGCUGUUCAAGGAUUACUGAAUUCCCAACGUCAAGCGUUAGCUGCAGGAUCCUUGGCUGCAGGUGAACACUUGUGUUUCGUUAGUUCUGGUAGAACAGAAGAAGACAGUUACGCUCAUAUGGUCGUUGCAUCUUUUCUUAAAAAAAAUAUAAAACACGUUUCGAUGCUGGAUGGAGGAUUUGUAGCAAUUCAUGACUAUUUUGGUCCACAUAUGACUGAUUGUUUGGAAGAACAUAAUACAUCUGUUUGUUUGGUCUGUGCGCCAAAUAAUAAUAACAACGAUAAUGUUGUUCAACAAUCAGUUAACAAGACGAGAGAUAAUAUACCGGCUAUUCAGCUAUUCAGCAAGCUUUCGUCCGCUAUGAAAGCAAAAAGUCAAGAAGUUAAAGGGAAGUUAAUAGAAUAUAUCGUGAAUCCAAAUUCGAACGUCAAUAACGGCGAUUGGCACGUGUCGGCGAACGAUCGGAAGGAGCAACGAUACCGCAACGUUCCUCCCGUCUUCAGUAUCAACGACGAAGACGAAGACACACAUUCCGAUUACCGACGAGAUUCGAAUACAGAUAACAUAGACGAAAUAGUUGAACUUCAAUCGUUCCUCAAAAGCCAACAUGUUGUGGAUAACUUCUCGUGCCAAGAAGUUUUAUCAAAUGGCUACAUGUUUGAUUCGUAUCUUGUAAUAACGGAAACACAUUUAGUUAUAUUGAGAGAAAUACCAAAUAAGAAGGGCGCUGUUAAAGUUUUAUCAAGGAGGCCACUUUCAACGAUAGUCAAAAUUACAGCCAAAAAGAGGCACCCGGAGUUAAUAACUUUCAAAUACGGCGUACCAGAUGGCGAUAAUUUAUUAAUCAAAGAUAUGGACAGGUUUUUAAUUCCUAAUGCGGCGGUUGCUACUAAAAUUGUCUCCAAUCAAAUCGUUUCUCAAUUGGAUAAUAAAUUACAGUAAUGGCACGUUAGUCAUCUAAAUUUAGCAGCGAUAGUGAACUCAAUUACGAAAUUUAGAGUAUUCUAUGUCGUAUUACGUUAUCUGUUACCAUUAAACAAUAUGUACUUAUCUUAGUGAUAGCGAUUUACUGUUCGAAAUACAAAAUUAUUUCAGCCUGAGAUGCAUACACCUAGGUCUGUUUAAUCCAAUUGGAAUGGAUAAAAUUAUAUAUAUAUGUAAGAAAAUUAAUUUAUUUUAAUAAAUUAUAUAAUUAGUUAGUAUAAAUUUUAUAGUACAUUGUGUUUUUAUGUUAGCCUCCAUUAAACAGUAUAAGUGAACAUAUGUAGAUACAUAGUCUUCGCUUAUUUCUCACUCGACUCGAUCGACUCGAUAGCUCACAAAAUCGAUAUAUCAUAGAUUAUAUUUAACAUUAACUUUUGCGUCUCUGUUAGCUUUUGUACAUUUGCACCAACCACCACAUCGUAUGGCUAGAAAUCACAUGUAAUAUAUAAGUGUAAUUAUAUACAUAAAUAUUCCUAAUUUAAAUUACGA
Molecule: messenger RNA, 2768 nt
Organism: Vanessa tameamea
Lineage: Eukaryota; Metazoa; Arthropoda; Insecta; Lepidoptera; Nymphalidae
Gene: TBC1D23
Product: TBC1 domain family member 23
Exons: 2
Coding region: 198-2237 (679 amino acids)
Biological process (GO): retrograde transport, endosome to Golgi
Cellular component (GO): trans-Golgi network
Source: RefSeq, a predicted model, not a curated record